Messenger RNA from Amborella trichopoda, 865 nucleotides. Its product is annotated as Copper transport protein family. Gene Ontology annotation, molecular function: metal ion binding. The record is from RefSeq and is a predicted model, not a curated record. Lineage: Eukaryota; Viridiplantae; Streptophyta; Magnoliopsida; Amborellales; Amborellaceae.
GAGACAUCUCCUCCCUACCAUAGUCAAUUUUUGCGGCUCUCUCGUUUUCUUCCAUUUUUAUUGAUAUAUAAAAAUCCAUUUAUUUUCGACCUUUCUUUUUUAUUUUUUUUCGCCCUUUUUCAAGAGGCAUCUCCUCCCUACCAUAGUCAAUUUUUGCGGCUCUCUCGUUUUCUUCCAUUUUCAUUGAUAUAUAAAACACUCUCUCUCUCUCUCUCUCUUUCUCUGGUUUGCCAUUUGAAUGGAUAUAUAAAACGCAGGAAUUGGCUGCUCAAAAGCUUGCAAAUUCCCCCCACGAUUCUUCUUCUUUCCAUUCCAUUUUCCCAUACAUUUAUAGGUUUUAUUCAUAAUAUCCCCUCCUUAUUUCCCUUAUUUUUCUUUAAUUUCCCAAAAGCAAGCAUUCAUCAGAUGGCCCAGCAAAAAGUGAUAUUCAAAAUCACUGCAAUGGUUGAUGAAACGACAAAGAAGAAAGCCAUGGAAGCAGUCGCUGAGGUUUACGGGGUGGAUUCAAUUGCCGCUGAUUUAAAGGACCAGAAAGUAACGGUAACUGGAGAAAUGGAUCCCAUCACUGUCGCUAAGAAACUCAAAAAACUGGGGCAUGUGGACAUAGUAUCAGUUGGACCUGCAAAAGAGGAGAAAAAGGAUGAGAAAAAAGAUGGAAAAAAAGAUGAAAAGAAAUAAAGGCAUUGAAACUCAGGCAUUGAAGCUGUGUUUCUUUUUUUUUUUGACCUUUUGACAGCCAUUGUGGAUUAUGCCGGGUACGAAGAAUCUGAGAAUGGGGAUUGGUGAGAAUAUGUUAUGUAAUUUACUUGUAUUUUGUAUUAAGUAAUAAUCUUGCUCCGAUAUGUCUGAUGGACGGUUCAGAUCA